GGUCCGCUCAACAUAGCUCACUGCCGUCGGCACACGCGCUGCAGGGCUCUUUAAGUUGAGGCACGCGCUCACGUCGACUGUGAGCACGCCAACGUCCCCCUUGCCGAAGCGGACCGCAGCCAUAUUGCAACCUAUUGUCAGAGUGCUCGAAGUGUAUUGCAAGUUUUUCUGUAGUGUCGGAGGACGGCCCGCGGAAAAAGUCAGCGUAUCUUCUUCGUCGAGGCGGUUCUUGCUCUCGAGAUGGGCCCGCAACAGGAGCCAGGACGCAGGCGACCGCUGCCUUUGAAAGCCCUGAAUCACGUCAGCCGUUGCUGCGAGGACGUCGCGAGGAGUUUCGCCUUUUACACGGAUGUCCUCGGCUUCAUCCCGGUCAAGCGUCCUACCAGCUUCGAGUUUGAGGGCGCCUGGAUGUUUAACUACGGCAUCGGUCUGCACCUCGUCAAGGGCAACCCGGCACCCCGUGACUCCAAGAUAGAGCCCAAGACGUGUCACAUAAGCUUCCAAGUGUCCAUCAGUCUGGAGGAGAUGGAGGCGCACCUGAAGGAGUGGGGCCUGGACUACGUGAAGCAGGUGUUCGUGGAGGACGGCGUGGAGGUGGGGCAGCUGUUCUUCCACGACCCCGAUAACAACAUGAUCGGUUUCGCACAGUACCAUAUUGUUAGCCGCCACAGGGCAAGCGGUCCCUGUUACCUGGGCGACCUGGCAUCGAUAUUGAUCACUCCUGACUCGCUUCUCGCCCUGUUGUGUGCCCAGGUGUGCAACUGCCAUGAGCUGCCGGUGGUGCCGCUGGCGGAGGGACUGCUCGCGUGCGCCAACGUCGCCGCCAUCAACUCCGCCGCAGCGGUCGCCGCCGCCACCGCAGUUGAGCUCGCCGCCACACCCGGCGACGCCGUGAGCUGCCUCGCAGCGGCCCUGACCGAAAUGCCCGCACUCAUGGCCGCGCCGCCUGCUGCGGCUGCCGCUGCGGGCGCCGCCAUCACGAAGGAGAUGCACGAGCACGUUGCCGCUAGCAGCAGCGGCAUUGUGCGCCACGUCGCCACUGCACCAUCGACUGCCGACACACCGGACCCGGCCGCCUCGCCCAAGAUGCCCCUCACGCCGCCCAGCUGCGACGCCACCACCGCCGUCGCCGCCGCCGUGCCAACUGCCAUCAUCACCACACAGGCCCAGGCCACCGCCGCCGCGCUGCCGCCGCCGCACCUGAACAGCACACCCGCCUCUCACCUGCUGGCGGACGAGGCGGGCAGCACCUGCAGCUGCAGCCUGGACAGCGAGCUGCAGGAGCCCUGCGGCGCCGCCGAUGACGCCAGCAGCUCCGCCGCCUGUGGCAGCGUGGCGGGCGGCGGCCCGCGCCGCAGCCACAGCUUCGGCAGCUCCAGCAUGUUCUCAGGUUUCUCAGGCAGCCUGGCCUCCGUGUCCAUGCCGUCCGGCCUGCUGGUAGCCAGCGUGCGCGAGGCGGCGGCUGCCGGCCGCAGCCGCAGCGUGCGCGUCUCGGAGCUGGACGAGUGGCUGAGCCUGCUGGGCACGGUGGCGUCAGAGCCGGUGCCGGCAGGUGUGAAGGAUGCGGGCGCGUCGGCGUAUGCGUACCUGGCCUCGCCGGCGGGGGCGUCUGAGCUGGUGGCGACGCCGCCGGGGCUGAGCGGGCUGUCGUGCAUGGAGCUUGGCACGGGCGGGGGCACCGCUGCCGUGGCGGCGGCGGCGGUUGCGGAGCGCAAGCAGUGCGGCGAGCAGGCGAGCCAGCUGCAGCAGCAGCACAUCUACUCGCAGUACCUGCGCCAGCGGCUUGCCGUUGGUGCCUCGGCGGCGCCGGGUGCCGGCGCCGGCGGGCCGAAGGCGGGCAGCGGCGCUGGGGAGGCCGGCGACCUGCGGAAGCACAAGAUGCAGGAGCACGCGGCCAUGGUCGGCGUGAUCAGCGCGAUGGGUAGCGCCGGCACGGCCGCUAGCGCGACGCCCACGGCAGUGCUGUGAGCUAUGGGUGGCUAGCAGAACCCGAGGGCAGGCAGUCGACAACAGCUGCGCAAAGGGAGAACUUGCAUUGAUACUCGGGAUAGAAUGCGCACGCACGGCCGCUGAAACAGCGGCUCGGACAGCUGCGUACUUCUUAUCCACAGAACCAAUGCUAUGUUCAACACUUCACGGAUUGAGGCGGGGGUAAAGGUGCAGCGGCGGGAAGGCGCCGUAGGAUGUCGCCAGCACUGCAGGCGGCAAAGGCUUAAACACCAUGCGCGGCUUGCAGGUUGUGUGGGGGUAUAAAUGUCUUGUCGUAUCAAUGAUUGCCCGAAGUUUACUCCUUACAGUUGAUACGGACUAGUGCAUUCGCAGUGUGGUCCCCCCGUGUAGAGUAGUCAUCAUUGAAGAGGCCUCAUAGUGUAUCUCACAUAUAACAGCGUGGGAUUUGGCUUGUAAGUGUGUAGGUUAGUAAGCGCGUGUGCUCUUUAGUGUGAUUAUUUAGUGGCACUGAGUGCUGUGUUUUGUGGGGCGGGUCGUAUGCAUCUUCCAAGGAGGCGUGCGCGCGCAGAUUGCGUGUGCCAGUUCACUCGGUUGGCGGGGUCUGCAAGAGUGCGUUUUGUGGGCUUUAGGACGUCCAUGAUGAAUGACUGUGCAUCGCUUGCUGGUCGGGCCACUGAGGCGCAUGGCUGCGGUAAGGCCGGGGCCCUGCGGCAGUGGCGGACCACCAGCGGGGGGGACUGAAAAAUUAGAAAUGUGAUUGCGGGGCUGUCGUUUUUUGAGACCAUGUUGCUCGAAGUCACGCGUGAACAUACGGCCGUGCCGAUUCUUCUGCAUGCGCUGUGGUCGGCGGUCCGGCCGGCAGACUGGUUGCGUCAUUGCUGGCUGUGUGCGGCGGUUGCUGCCGGCCGGAUGCGCUGAUACACUGGUGGUCAGUUCCGGGAAGGUCCGUGGCGACUUGGGGCACCUGUGAUGGUCAAGGUGUUCCCAGAAUGAAAUAGUAGGCCAGCGUUACAGCGCGGGCAUGGCACUGGAAAGAGGAGACGAGGCGAUGGACGGGUGCGGAGCGCGGACAGGAGGGGAGGAACUGGGGUUGUGAAAGGGUUUUGAUUUUGUGGGGGGUGGGGUGGAGGUGGAAUGGGCGGUUGGCGUUGCCAAGCCGGGGCGUUAGCGGGGCAACAGAUAGGCGUUGGUGGCACCGGGUAAAUUUCUGUUCGUACGUUGGCGGGCCGUGCGCGCGCGCGCGCGCGCGUGUGUGUGUGUGUGUGUGUGUGUGUGUGUGUGUGUGUGUGUGUGUCGAAAAUACCUACGGCAGGAAAAGAGACUGGAAGAGUCAAGCGCAAGAAUUACCGGUAGUUGAGGAGCAGGGUGGGCUGCCAUACACGGCUGCCUGGAUUGCUGAAGAGUGCUUGCGUGGUGUAAUGAUGCCAGUACGACGCCAAGCGGCCACGUGACUACUUGCAGUACCGUAUAUCGGAUGCCGGGAGGCCCCUGCGCACACGUACCAUAGGACGGGCCUACCCGCGUGCUAUUGAGUGCCACCUGCGUUACGUCAGCGGCACCCGGGUGCUCGGCUGCACGCCAGCUUCAUGCCUGGUUGCGGACGCCACGGCUGAGCACCGAGCAGGGUGCGACUGUGCACCAUGGCGUGACAUGAGCAUGAGCAUUCACAUGGGUUCGAGUCC
Chlamydomonas reinhardtii is the source of this 3632-nucleotide messenger RNA. RefSeq lists its product as uncharacterized. The record is from RefSeq and is a predicted model, not a curated record. The transcript has 6 exons. The coding region runs from base 241 to 1968 and encodes 575 amino acids. Lineage: Eukaryota; Viridiplantae; Chlorophyta; Chlorophyceae; Chlamydomonadales; Chlamydomonadaceae.